AUGGAGUCUACUGAUCCCUACCAUAGGGAGCUCAGCAUCGCAUGUUUAGCGGUCCAGAGAGCCGCUCUCCUGACGAAGAAGGUGCUCGACGCUGUUGACAAAGGGACUCUCGAUAAGAGUGAUUCGACGCCUGUCACGAUUGCUGACUUCACCGCUCAAGCUCUGAUCGUUAGUGCGAUUCAUCAUGUCUUUCCCGAGGACACCAUCGUCGGUGAGGAAGACUCAAUGGCCCUUCGACAGGAUGAAAGUUUACUUGAACGAGCCUGGGAUCUAGUCUCGUCCGUUCAGCUUGAAGACGAAGAAAGCGAGGCACUGCUUUAUUCUCCGGGCUCGAAGGAGGAGAUGCUCGAGCUGAUCGACCUGGGGGCUCUGGGUACUUGUAGCCCACAUAACCGCUCCUGGGUCCUGGAUCCCGUGGAUGGCACGGCAACGUUCAUGCAAGGCCAACAAUAUGCGGUGUGUCUGGCACUGGUGGAGAAUGGACGCCAAAAGGUCGGAGUCUUGGGCUGUCCGAAUCUCAAUCUGUCUUCCGGCCGGAUGCAUGAAGAUAUCGUCGAUCACGACGGGUACGGACACCAGCUCUUUGCCGUUGCUGGCCAAGGCGCAUAUAUGCGGAGAAUGGGGAGAGGGGCACUCCUACCGGCGCGCCGGGUUGAACCGAGACCCCAAAUCAGCGACUUUAAAGACCUCGACUUUGUGGACUGUGUCGCUUCCACAUCAUCUAACUAUGACUCUCACGCUCACUUUGCAUCUUAUCUGGGCGUACCCUGGCCCCACACAACCGAUCUCUGGGCAGCGCAGUUACGAUAUGUUGCUAUCGCGGUAGGGGGCUGUAACACUUUAAUCAAGAUGCCCCGCAAAGCGUCAUAUCGGUCCAAGAUCUGGGACCAUGCAGGAGGCAUGUUAAUUGCAGAGGAGGUAGGGUGUAAGGUCAGCGACCUUGCAGGUAAUCCGGUUGACUGCGGCCUGGGCAGGACCCUGGCGGAGUGUUACGGGAUGAUUAUAGCGCCUGCAUCUAUCCAUGGACGGUUAGUAGAGGCCAUGAGACAUUAUCGAGCAGGAUGA
Molecule: messenger RNA, 1065 nt
Organism: Aspergillus tanneri
Lineage: Eukaryota; Fungi; Ascomycota; Eurotiomycetes; Eurotiales; Aspergillaceae
Exons: 1
Coding region: 1-1065 (354 amino acids)
Biological process (GO): sulfate assimilation
Molecular function (GO): 3'(2'),5'-bisphosphate nucleotidase activity
Source: RefSeq, a predicted model, not a curated record